Molecule: messenger RNA, 2090 nt
Organism: Onychostoma macrolepis
Lineage: Eukaryota; Metazoa; Chordata; Actinopteri; Cypriniformes; Cyprinidae
Gene: decr1
Product: 2,4-dienoyl CoA reductase 1, mitochondrial
Exons: 10
Coding region: 137-1141 (334 amino acids)
Biological process (GO): fatty acid beta-oxidation
Cellular component (GO): mitochondrion
Molecular function (GO): 2,4-dienoyl-CoA reductase (NADPH) activity
Source: RefSeq, a predicted model, not a curated record
UUCGGACUUUAGUUGUAGAGUCAUUUCAAUGCGUCAGAGGCGUUACUGAGUCCGACUUCACUAGUUAUUUGCAUGUUAUGACAUUGGUCAAAUACGCUUUCUCUUUAAAAAAAAUAAAUAAAUUCAAUUUGAUUCAAUGGCGCUUCUUAGAGGACUGACCGUGUUAAAUAGAGUUUCUCCAAACAAGUGCUUCAUACCAGCACGACUGUUUGGAAAUGGGACAAACACUUUAUACCAGAGCGAGCCUCCUCAAGCUAGAUUCUUCCCGCCUUCUGAAGGUGUUAUGCUUCUCCCGGGAACUUACAAAAACAAAGUGGCCUUCAUCACUGGAGGAGGAACGGGACUUGGAAAAGCCAUGACCACCACUCUGUCUUCACUGGGAGCAGAGUGCGUGAUAGCCAGCAGAAAUCUUGAUGUUUUGAAGAAAACAGCAGAUGAAAUCUCACAACAGACAGGAAACAAGGUCCAUGCCGUCCAGUGUAAUGUUAGAGACCCUGCUUCAGUGGAGGCUGCUGUUAACCAGCUUGUAAAUGACGUCGGCCUGCCUGAUGUGGUGAUAAACAAUGCUGCUGGAAACUUCAUCUCUCCUUCAGAGAAACUUUCUCCCAAUGCCUGGAGAACCAUCACUGACAUAGUGCUGAACGGCACUGCAUAUGUCACGCUAGACAUCGGGAAACGCCUCAUCAAAGCUGAGAAAGGUGCUGCGUUUCUGGCCGUCACCACAAUCUAUGCUGAGAGUGGCUCAGGAUUUGUUGUGCCAAGUGCUGCGGCUAAAGCUGGAGUGGAGAAGCUUUGCACGUCUCUGGCAGCAGAGUGGGGCAGAUACGGCAUGAGAUUCAACAUUAUUCAACCAGGACCAAUCAAAACCAAGGGUGCCUUUAGCAGACUGGAUCCCACCGGUAUGUUUGAGCAGGUGAUGUUAGAGAAUAUAGCCGUGGGUCGUCUGGGAAAUCCUGGAGAGAUCGCCAACCUUGCCGCCUACCUCUGCAGCGAUUAUGCCAGCUGGGUAUCAGGCGCGAUCAUUCGAAUGGAUGGCGGUGAAUACGUCUCCAUUGCUGGCGAGUUCAAUGGUUUGAAAAAGGUCACACAGGAGCAAUGGGCCAUAAUGGAAGCAAUGAUCAGAAGCACAAAAGGAUCAUAAACCUCUGACAGUCGCAAUCUCCCAUUGUAACACAGAGGAUCAACUAUUUUGAAAUAUGAUUUUUAGAUUGUGUAAAUUGAGACUUAAAUUGUCUUUACAACACAUAGAAAGCAUUGAGCUAAAUUAUAGACUUGUGUACUUAUUGAUCUGUCUGCCAUUUCUGCCUUAUCUAUCCAUUGUAACAAUGGCCAUUACGUCCUGUAUGUAGGUUUACAUUUUUAACCUACACACUGCUCCUGUACACUGGGAUGGACUCCAGCAUUCCUGCAAUCCUCAGCGGUUUGGAGAAUAGAUGGAUGAAUGGAUGGUUACUGUCCCUGUUUUGAUAAAUCCCACAAAAACAUGUUUUGAGAUGUUACUGUGUUUAAAGCAUGUAAAAACAAUCAACCUGGCCUGUUAUGGCAACAAGCGUUGGAAGUCUUACAAUAACUUUCAACAGCCUUACGAUGUAAUGAAGUAGGUAUUACAGUUUGGUGCACAUUAACUAAUGCAUUAAUAAUUUUGUCAAAAAUAUAUUCUGCAGAAUAAAUUCUGCCUUAAUUCUUGUUUAAUUAUCAAUUUGUGGGUAAAAAUAAAAGAAAUAAGGGAAACACAGGAUUUGCUUUGUAUUUCUGGAGGGCUUUUGAUCUUUGAAAGUGUUUUUAAAUCAAGCUCCAAUCAAAUAACCACUGAGGAGUCUUCAUUUUCAUUUUUUCUUUUUUCUCUGCUCUUUCUUCCUAGCGGUUUCCAGUUUAGAUUACAUUACUGCUUGUGGCGGAGCAAACGCAGUCUUUUUUGACUGAUGCUCUUGACAGCAUCUGAGAGUAUAGAGCACAAAAAUACGUGGUGUUGUAUCCUUAGGAAAAAUGGUAUGUGUUCUUCUUGACCUGCUCUUGUUGAUAGUAUAUAAUGAAUUUUAAUGCUUUCAUAACACAGAUUAUCGCAUAUAAAUCUUACUCUGUUGAAUGCA